Molecule: messenger RNA, 600 nt
Organism: Beauveria bassiana ARSEF 2860
Lineage: Eukaryota; Fungi; Ascomycota; Sordariomycetes; Hypocreales; Cordycipitaceae
Product: 6,7-dimethyl-8-ribityllumazine synthase
Exons: 2
Coding region: 1-600 (199 amino acids)
Biological process (GO): riboflavin biosynthetic process
Cellular component (GO): riboflavin synthase complex; mitochondrial intermembrane space; intracellular anatomical structure
Molecular function (GO): 6,7-dimethyl-8-ribityllumazine synthase activity
Source: RefSeq, a predicted model, not a curated record
AUGUCUUCUCUCAAGGGCCCCACCCCCCAGCAGCACGAUGGCGCCGGCCUGCGCAUCGGCAUCGUCCACGCCCGGUGGAACGCCACCAUCAUCGAGCCGCUCGUCGCCGGCGCCAAGGCCAAGCUGCUCGAGUGUGGCGUGAAGGAUUCCAACAUUGUCGUUCAGUCGUGCCCCGGCGCCUGGGAGCUUCCCAUUGCCGCGCAGCGCCUCUAUGCCGCCUCCCAAGUCCAGUCCGCCUCCUCCGCCGGUGGCGCUUCCGCCGGUGACCUGCUCGCAUCGUCCACGACCGACCUCUCCGCCUCUGCCGCCGCCACGUCGUCGAGUUUUGAUGCCAUCAUCGCCAUCGGCGUGCUCAUCAAGGGCGAGACGAUGCACUUUGAGUACAUUGCCGAUGCCGUCUCGCACGGUCUCAUGCGUCUGCAGCUCGACACGGGCGUGCCCGUCAUCUUUGGCGUCUUGACGGUGCUCAGCGACGAACAAGCGCUCUCGCGCGCCGGCGUUGACGGCAAGGGCCACAACCACGGCGAAGACUGGGGCCUCGCCGCCGUUGAGAUGGGCGUCAAGCGCAGCGAGUGGGCAAGCGGCAAGAUUGAGGGUUAA